GUCCGUUGCUUCUAGCCUCCAAACCAAAGUACAAUUCAACGGACAGCGUCAGAGACUUUGAUGACAGAUUGCCCAAGCUCUCUUAUGACACUCUCAAAGAGAAACAGAUACGGGAUAAGCUAGGAGAACAUGGGCUUGUCACGAUCGGCGACAGAGCGACGUUGGUAGCGCGGCAUCAACGAUGGACAAUGCUCUGGAAUUCCAAUCACGACAAGGGGGUCGAACGACGACAAAAGAUUGGUGAGCUCAGGAGGGAGCUGAAAAAGUGGGAAGAGGAUCACGCCAGGCUGUUGAAGAAAAAGGGGGACACAGAGUCUAUCAAGCCUGAUGAGCAUCUGAAGGCUAAUCGCUCUGAGUUUAGUCGUUUGGUGGAGGAGGCUCGUAAAUCAAAACAUCAAGCUCAGAUAGUUGUGGAGGGUCC
Molecule: messenger RNA, 421 nt
Organism: Mycena citricolor
Lineage: Eukaryota; Fungi; Basidiomycota; Agaricomycetes; Agaricales; Mycenaceae
Source: the annotation of a GenBank genome assembly